AUGAGCCAACUGGCCUCCUCCGUCAGCAGCUUGGAGUCUAAAGGUGAGUUUCCCUCCCAAACUAUUAUUAAUUCUAAACAAAACGGUAACGCUAUUACCUUGUAUAGUGGGAAAGAGCUACAACUCGAAAAUAGCACUAGGCGUGGGCAUGAACAGCAGGACAAAAUAAAGGCUGCACUCGAAAUUCUUCUGAAAAAAGCUAAAAAAUCCAACCAAGUCAGCAAGGAAAGUCCCAAGAUGUUUGUGCCCAAACCUCCCUUCCCGGAGAGAUUUGCCAAGUCCAAAGAGGAGGAAGAGGAAAAGGAGAUUCUUGAAACUUUACUCAAAGUUGAGAUUAUAAUAGAAAAAGCAAUAUGUAAUUUGGGUGCUUCUAUCAAUAUUAUGCCUCUUAUCAUUUAUGAAUCUUUGGAUGUUAGCCCAUUGAAAGAAAUGGGGGUCGUUCUUCAACUUGCCAAUCAUUCCGUAGUUUACCCUGAAGGAGUUCUUGAGGAUGUACUUGUGCAAGUUAAUGAAUUGGUUUUUCCUACUGACUUUUAUGUGCUUGAUAUGAGGGGGCAUAUUUCUCCCAAUUCUACAUCCAUCUUUCUAGGAAGACGAUUCCUUGAAACCUCAAAAAUCAAAAUUGAUGUUGAUGCCGGAAUUCUCUCUAUGGAAUUUGAUAAGGAGGUCAUGGUGAACAUGCAUCACCCUACAGUUAGGCGUGCCCACGCCUAA
Sesamum indicum (sesame) is the source of this 714-nucleotide messenger RNA. RefSeq lists its product as uncharacterized. The record is from RefSeq and is a predicted model, not a curated record. Lineage: Eukaryota; Viridiplantae; Streptophyta; Magnoliopsida; Lamiales; Pedaliaceae.